Cydia fagiglandana is the source of this 1587-nucleotide messenger RNA. RefSeq names its product cytochrome P450 6j1-like. Gene Ontology annotation, molecular function: oxidoreductase activity, acting on paired donors, with incorporation or reduction of molecular oxygen; iron ion binding; monooxygenase activity. The record is from RefSeq and is a predicted model, not a curated record. Bases 79 to 1572 code for a protein of 497 amino acids. The transcript is spliced from 9 exons. NCBI's taxonomy places the organism in Eukaryota, Metazoa, Arthropoda, Insecta, Lepidoptera, Tortricidae.
AACUGCGAUGGUGACCACACGCCGGCCCGACUUUAAUAAAUAUUAAAAUAUAUAUAUAUUAUAUAUUAUAUACCAACCAUGUGGCUUUAUAUAGCACUAGGGUUGGUCGCUCUUGCAUUAUAUGUGUUUAAAAGUUGCAAAUAUGAUUAUUGGGAGAAAAAAGGAAUACCCACAGCCUCGGGAAAUGAAUGGUUUUUUGGACACUUCAAGCCUCUUAUACUGGUGAAGAAACAUAUGAACGAAGUGAUUGACGAUAUAUAUAAAGAAUAUCCCAAUGCACCGUUGGUUGGCUACUACGUUAUGGGCCAACCAGGGUUGUUGGUGCAAGAUUUGGACAUGAUAAAAACGAUUCUCGUCUCAGAAUUCUCCAGCUUUAAUUCCAAUGGAUUUGAGAUUGAUAAGAAAGCCGAUCGUCUCGCCUCCGCGCAUCCAUUCGUUCUCAAAGGUGACGAAUGGAAGUCUGCCCGGGCUCAAGUGACCCCAUCUCUAAGCCUGGUCAAGCUGAAAGGUUAUUUGCCUAGCGUGCUCAAAGUGGGCGACGAAAUGGUUAAAUACGUCAAGAAGAACUGCAUUGGAGCAACCGAGGUGGAUGUUCAAGACCUAGCUAGGAUGUAUUGCACCGAUGUAAUAGGGAAUGCAAUUUAUGGAAUAGAAAACAAUACGUUUGAGAAUGGGGACUCAUUAAUAUCCUGUAUAACAAGAGAAAUUCGUUUUGAAAGAGAUGUUUCGGAUAAUAUCUUACUCUUUUUUCAACGGUGUCCUGUUAUACGUUCAUUUUAUCCAGCAAGAUUUACCUCUCCAAAAUUACAAGAUGUGGUGGUAACCGUAACACGUAAGGUAAUAAAGGAAAGGAUUGCAAGUGGUGAGAAGCGAAAUGAUCUCAUACAACUGCUUUUGACGCAGAAGGAAAGCGAUUCACAAGGAGUAUUUACAGAUGAGUAUAUGAGCGCACAGGUGUUCACAAUAAUCGGGGACUUAUACGACUCAGCAAGCAACUUUAUUUCAAUCAUUUUAGCUAUUCUUUCUAGACAUCCCGAAAUUCAGGAAAAACUACGUAGUGAGAUAAAAGAAGUAAAAUCAAGGAAUAAUGGCGAUUUCACAGUAGAAGAUAUUGAAGGCGCAAAAUAUCUUGAGAUGGUUUUCAAUGAAACCUUCCGACUGUUCAGCUUUUUCAUACCUAGACAAUGUAACAGUGACUGUACAAUACCAGUCCCAGGGUCUGAGCCCAUUAGGAUCACUAAGGGUACACAAAUCGCUAUACCAGCAUGCAGCAUUCAUAAGGACCCCAAAUACUACCCGGAUCCGGAGAGAUUUGACCCGGAGAGGUUUAGUGAAGAAGAAGUGGCUAAGAGACCAAAGUUCACUUACAUGCCGUUUGGAGAGGGACCUAAGAAAUGUAUAGGUAAUCGCAUCGUAACGUUGCAUAUAAAAGCAGCAAUUAUCAAGAUCCUCGACAAUUUCAAGCUGACAUUUUCAACAAAAACUAAAUACCCCUUCGAGAUUGAUCCGCGCCAUACAUUUACUAUUCGCCCUAAAGGUGAUGUGUGGGUGACCUUCGACCCUAUACAUUGAUAUCAGGUUUUUUUA